Messenger RNA from Ictalurus furcatus (blue catfish), 1170 nucleotides. Its product is annotated as microfibril-associated glycoprotein 4. Gene Ontology annotation, biological process: elastic fiber assembly. The transcript has 5 exons. Bases 75 to 929 code for a protein of 284 amino acids. The record is from RefSeq and is a predicted model, not a curated record. Lineage: Eukaryota; Metazoa; Chordata; Actinopteri; Siluriformes; Ictaluridae.
GAGCUGUACAUCUUUGGGAACAAGAAUAUGAACUUAAAACAUAAAUAUAAUGGAUAGUAUGAGUAAAAAAGAUCAUGUUUUCUCAGAAUGUACAGGGGUCUAGGGUCAAAUCCACAAUCUCUUUAGAAUCGAGGCAUCGUUUUCUUGGAAAAAUGUCAGAGGAGACCAAAAUGAUUGACAUGGUUUUUCCGUUGUCAGUGUUGUGUGUGCUCCCCCUGCUGGUUGGGAGUACUCCUGGUUCUCAGGAACUGUUUCCAUCAGACUGCUCUGAUGUCUACGCUAACGGACAAACACUCAGUGGAGUGUACACAAUCUACCCUACAGCGGACACACCUGUCCAGGUGUACUGCGACAUGGGAUGUCUGGGAAACGUAGCAGAAGAUGGGAACUGGACGGUGUUUCAGAGAAGAAUGGACGGCAGUGUGAACUUCUACAGACCAUGGGGACACUACAAGAAAGGGUUUGGGAACAAGUACGGAGAAUACUGGCUAGGAUUAGAAAACAUCUACCAACUCACACGUAAGAGGAAAUAUGAGCUGAAAGUGGACCUGCAGGACUUUGAUGGAGUGUCGGUUUACGCUCGGUAUUCUUCCUUCUCUAUAGAAUCUGAAGCUGAUGGCUACAAACUCAAUGUUAGUGGUUUCAUCAAUGGGGGUGCAGGUAAUUCUAUGGCGACAAACAACGGACAGAAAUUCUCCACCUUUGAUAAAGACCAGGACUCGAAAGCAGAGGGGAACUGUGCUAAAUCCUACUUCGGGGGUUUUUGGUACAGUCAGUGCCACCAUGCUAACCCUAACGGGAUAUACCUGUGGGGACGUGACAACACUUAUUACGCCAUCGGGAAUGUCUGGAAACACUGGAGAGGCUAUGAUUAUGGUCUCAAAUACAUCGCUAUGAAGAUCAGACCUGUGUCUGCAGCACAGCGAUGACUUUCUCUUUAUAAUAUCGCUAUUGUUGAUGGUGGAAGUGCUGGUGGUUUCUUCUCUCUCUCUCUCUCUCUCUAUCAUGAGAGGAGGCCCUGCAGCACAUACACAGUGAGGUCAUAUGCUCACUACAUAGGGUAUAGCAUAAUCUGUAGUGCACUAGAUGUCCAACAGCAUGGAAACUGAGCCACAAUCACAGAAAGGAAAUUACUCCAAUAAUAAAAAAAACAACAACACUGAAAAUCAA